UCAUCCCACUGACGUGUGCUAAGAGUGAGAGCUCGCGUUUUGAAAUUAUUUUCCAUUGCUAACGUGGAAAAUUCAUGUCAAUUUAUGAAUUGAACUUGAAAUAUUUAUUUCAAUAAAGACAACAAAAAAAGCGCCUCAGGUAUAUUCAUUCAUAACUGUGUGUGAAAAUUAAGGCCAUACGAGCUUUAAUCAUGUCCGUAACUAAAAGAAAAAAUGUGCCCGAAAAGGAGGAAUUGAUUGAAAACGGUACUGCACCUAUAAACACUGGUCAAAGUAACAUAAAAGGAGAUGAACUCAAUAUCGCCGUACUAUUAUUUCUGUACACUUUGCAAGGUAUUCCCCUGGGCCUCGCUGGAGCUGUGCCUAUGCUUUUACAAAACCGGGGAAUCACCUACACACAACAGGCAGAAUUCAGCUUUGUAAAUUGGCCCUUCAGUGUCAAAUUAUUAUGGGCUCCAAUAGUUGAUGCACUAUUUUGGCCAAAGUUUGGCCGACGCAAGACUUGGCUGGUGCCCGUGCAGUACCUCAUUGGCAUCGUCAUGAUCAUCAUGUCAAGCAGCAUCACAGACUGGCUAGGGUCUGAUGAAAAAUCUCCCAACAUGAUACUUCUCAUAGUCACAUUUUUAUUUUUGAACUUUUUGGCCGCUACUCAAGACAUAGCAGUAGAUGGCUGGGCUCUGACUAUGUUAAAAAGGUGCAAUGUAGGGCAUGCCUCCACCUGUAACACAGUAGGACAAACCGCUGGCUUCUUUCUUGGCUACGUCCUAUUCCUGGCCCUAGAAUCUCCAUAUUUCUGCAACAAGUAUCUCAGAAUCGUCCCAGAAGACGUCGGCCUCGUCACUCUAGCCAGUUUCCUAUUCUUCUGGGGAUGGAUCUUCAUUGUCUCUACUACUCUGAUAGCAGUCUUCAAACACGAGGCCAAAGAAACGGAUCACAAAGAGAACGAGACUAAAGGAAUGAGUGACAUUGUUGAUGCCUACAAACAAUUGUAUACUAUUGUGAAAUUGCCUGCCGUUCGGACUUUAGCGCUAGUUCUAUUCACAGCCAAGCUUGGUUUUUGCGCCAGUGACGCAGUUUCCGGUCUCAAGUUAGUAGAGGCUGGUGUGCCGAGGGAAGACAUGGCGUUGUUGGCCGUGCCACUAGUCCCAGUUCAAAUUAUACUACCAGUGUUACUAGCCCGCUACACGACGGGGCCCGCGCCGCUCUCUCUAUGGCUGCACGCGUUCCCGUUCCGACUGAUGGUGGGUCCGCUGGCCGCUGGUCUAGUGGCCCUGACGCCCUCGCUGCUCGGGGACUCCGGGCCUUCUUACUCGUACCUUUUGGUAUUGAUGGCUUUGUACGUCUUUCACCAGACCUGUCUCUACUGCAUGUUUGUGGCAGUGAUGGCUUUCUUCGCCAAAGUGUCAGACCCGGCGGUCGGUGGCACCUACAUGACGUUACUCAACACUGUAUCAAAUCUGGGGACCAACUGGCCUAACACUUUAGCCCUGUGGGCUAUAGACCAUUUGACUUUCAAGAGCUGUUCACUGCCUGAGAUGAGCGACAAUACUUGCUCUUCGAAGCUUGAAAGUGAUCUGUGUAAAAACGCCGGAGGCACCUGCCUUACCCGAAUCGACGGGUUCUACAUAGAAACGGCCAUCUGCCUCGCCGUGGGUUAUCUCUGGCUACAGUGGGGCCGCCCCACCAUCAACAGGCUGCAGCGCCGGCCCGCCUCGGCGUGGCAAGUCAGGUCGCUAAGAUAAGACUGUUUUAAUUAUAAUAGCCCCACAAGAAAUUUGGCAGUGGAAUUUGAAUCUUACGAAAUGAAAACAGAGUUGAAUUUGGUUUGUCGUACAAUCGAACGGAAAUAUAUGCAACUCUGUUCCAAGUAAAAUUGAUUUAAAUUACAUUGAGUGUAAUUAGUAGGUCUCAAACUGGGAAUAUGACUAGUAUUUUUUGAUGUUGUUUAGGCAGGUAAAUGUAUUUGUAUUUCAAUGUAAUAAUUAAUUAUUUGUCAGCAUCGGGAGCCGUCGGGUGUUAAAAAAAAACAGUACAGUUAUAGUACCUACCAACAUAGAUCAAGGAAUACUAGAUUUGUGGUGUUGAUUUUCAGACUUUAGUACUUGACUAACUACAUACCCCUUUAUUCAUAAACGCGCCACAAACCUCAAUUAGCUAAUAAUCGUUUGUCCUGAUCUGUCAUAUUGACUUAUGUAUUUGUAAGAAAAGGAUAAAACUUAAUUUAACUAAAUCAGGCCCGUAUUUUUUUUUAAUAAAGGGGAUAGUGUAUAACCCUAGUUACAUUACACUUCACGACGUCACAGAAUAAAUAAUAGUACUAGGUACAGAAGACUCACUCUCUAACAAAACGCGUCUGUCACGAUCAGCACAGAUAUGGCCGCUAAGUGGCGACAGCGCCACGCGCGGCUUAUGGCAAACCCCAAAAUUGGGGUCGAACGGAUGUAAAUUUAGCUACCUGUAGCAAAGCGACGAAAUCGCGGAGUGAGCCACGCCUGACGACGUCGAUGUUAUUACGUUACGUUGAGGCACGGAUAAUGCCGCCUAAUGAGCGGGGUCGUACGGCGCCACCCUGCCGUCCCAUGAUGUCAAGUAGAUGUAUACAUAUUAUUCCUUUCAUCAACUCUACUUAACUACGUAUAAUUAUAGUUCGUUUUUUUUAGCAUUAGAAAGAACUCCACAGAAGCAAGCGUGCAGUUUUUAUCAGGCUCUUUAAUUGUUAAUAAUUAUUGAAUUAUCUAAUAUAGCAUGGUCAAUACAUAUAAUUUACUUCAAAUUAUUACCGCUAAAAGUGCCGGAUUUGGAACCACAAGCUUACUUCUGCGAAGUUCUUUCUAAUGCUAAAAAAACAAACUAUAUAUGACAGUUUAAUUUUGUAUCGUCUUGUAUCAAUUUUAUCAUUUAGGGCCCUACCACACUGGCGACUCGCUCGCAAAUCGUCAGUGUGAUAGGGCCCAAACGCUCUUCCGAAUUAUUAGUGAAUUAUAACUACUUUAAGUAAAAGGAAUCAGUGUACGGAAAGGUAUACCCAUAUUAUUUUAAGGUCAGUCAAACAUGGACCUUAUGUUUAGGUACAUAGAGUGCCGAAUCGUUUAAUGUGUUCUUUUCUUGAUGAUCGGUUACUUAUUUCAUAAUACAAGAAUGUAUUAAUUUUCAGCAGCACUGG
Cydia fagiglandana is the source of this 3163-nucleotide messenger RNA. Its product is annotated as acetyl-coenzyme A transporter 1. Gene Ontology annotation, cellular component: membrane. The transcript has 8 exons. Bases 192 to 1742 code for a protein of 516 amino acids. Gene Ontology annotation, molecular function: acetyl-CoA transmembrane transporter activity. Lineage: Eukaryota; Metazoa; Arthropoda; Insecta; Lepidoptera; Tortricidae. The record is from RefSeq and is a predicted model, not a curated record.